AAGGGGCGAGGCGGGUCCGGGGGUGCUGAGCUCCAAUUGGGUACUGUCCCAGGGAGUGGAGCCUGAGCCCCUAUUUCCCGCGGCCGCCCUGAGCCUGCCACAGCUGCUGCCCACACCACCAUCAGCGCAUUCACUGCCAUCCCCGCUGUCCUUGCAGCCUCCACCAUGGGCCUAGAACUGUACCUGAACCUGCUUUCCCAGCCCAGCCGCGCCGUCUACAUCUUCGCCAAGAAGAAUGGCAUCCCCUUCGAGCUGCGCACUGUGGAUAUUAUCAAAGGGCAGCACAGAAGCAAGGAGUUCUUCCAGAUCAACAGCCUGCAGAAAGUGCCUGUGCUCAAGGAUGGUGAUUUCAUCUUGACCGAAAGCUCAGCCAUCCUGAUUUACCUGAGCUGUAAGUACCAGACGGCGGACCACUGGUAUCCAUCUGACCUGCAGGCUCGUGCCCGUGUUCAUGAGUACCUGGGUUGGCAUGCCGACUGCAUCCGCGGCACCUUUGGUGUACCCAUGUGGGUCCAGGUGUUGGGGCCACUCAUUGGGGUCCAGGUGCCCGAAGAGAAGGUGGAACGCAACAGGACUGCCAUAGACCAGGCCCUGCAAUGGCUGGAGAACAAGUUCCUGGGGGACAGGCUUUUCCUUGCUGGCCAGCAGGUGACGCUGGCUGAUCUCAUGGCGCUGGAGGAGCUGAUGCAGCCGGUGGCUGUUGGCUACGAACUGUUCAAGGGACGGCCACGACUGGCAGCAUGGCGUGAACGAGUGGAGGCUUUCCUGGGUGCUGAGCUGUGCCAGGAGGCCCACAGCCUCAUCUUGAGCAUCCUGGAACAGGCGGCCAAGAAAACCCUCCCAACACCCCCACCAGAGGUCUAUCCGACUAUGCUACUUCGAAUUGCCAGGAUCCCCUGAAGGGUCUGGGAUGGGGCCCAGGAGAUUCGCCAUGAGGAUUCAUUCUGUUACUUACUUGCCCCUGUUUAUCUUUCCCUCUUGCCCCAGUCCCUUGUCUCCAGCUUCAUGUGAAGCUCUGCACAGGCAAGACAGUGUCCUUGGCAGUGCUGCUUCUCCUUAGGUACAGCAGACAUAACCAGUAAGAGACUAAAUCUGCAAUACAUAAAAAACUCCUACAAAUCAGUAACGUGAAGAACACUCAAAAAUUGGCAAAUGUCAUCAGUGUUUUAAAUAUCAUAAAGAUUCCAAACACUUUGAAUAGGGAACCAAGAGUUACUGGUUUUACUACGUUGUUAUGUUAUGCAUAUGGAGUAAAAGUCGAUGCUAGUAACCCUCAUCAUGGUUAACCAAAGUAACUUCACAAUAGCAAGUCAACAUAAUUGUAUCACCAGGGCAACAAAAUAUUAAGUAAGUAACCAAUUUGAAUUGCCAACUAUUAAAGGAUGUAGGGGAUGUUUCACAGGGAAUAGCAAUGAUCUUUGAAGUCUAGGAAGCUUAAAAGAUUUCUUUUAACAAGCAUUCAUGUCUUCUAGGACAGUUUUGUAAUAACAGCAGAUAGUAGGAUUGUACAUUGUCACACAGACCUCCAUGUAUAUCCAUGGGAUGGACCUCAUCACAAUCAUUUUAACAGGAGAGAACUUAAUAUAAAGAAUUGGUAACCAGGCAUUAGAGAACUCCAAAGACAGAGAAUCCAGAUUAACACGGAGGUAAACACUGCAAGAAACUGCUACCCCUAGGGCUGGGGGAUCAAGGGAGGACAUUGGAAUUAGGAAGACCAAGAUGCUGGAGGGGCCCUGAGGAAUUCAAACCUCUAAGAAAGGUGUUGCUCAUCCCCCUAGCAUCACCUUCUAAGAAGGGCAGGGUUCCCCAGUUUGCCCUGAGGUCUUCACAGGAGGCCAUCUGGCUGUGGAUGCAGUUCUCAAGUGUGACAGUAGAUGUCACUGCUGACCAAUAAACACGCUAUUCCAUACACAUACUGGGCUACUUGCCCGCACGUCUUGUGGCCUUGGUGCCCCCACUUCCCAUUCCUGCCCUGUGCCCACCAUGUGCCACUCCUAGCCAGAAGUAUUCCAAGCAGCAACCAUUGCAACUGCUCUGCCUUAAGGGUGCCUGGUGGUGGCUUCUGUCUUAGGUCCCAUUCCGAAUGUCUGUCUCUCCAGCGAUUUCUCAUACUUCGGGGGACACGCUGGCCUGCUUUCCUGGGCCUUUUCCAUUACCAAUCCCUCUCCCCAUCAGACAUUGGGGAUUGCGGCCACAACCUGUGCUUUCUUGAUCCCUGCUGGCUGCCUUUGGAUUGUUCCUAAUUGGAUGGCUUUACUUUCAACAGACACUCCAAUAAAAAAACAUGAAAUAAA
Molecule: messenger RNA, 2294 nt
Organism: Rhinopithecus roxellana (golden snub-nosed monkey)
Lineage: Eukaryota; Metazoa; Chordata; Mammalia; Primates; Cercopithecidae
Product: glutathione S-transferase theta-2B
Exons: 5
Coding region: 166-900 (244 amino acids)
Biological process (GO): glutathione metabolic process
Cellular component (GO): cytoplasm
Molecular function (GO): glutathione transferase activity
Source: RefSeq, a predicted model, not a curated record